GUCUGCCUGCUGAUCUUAUGUUGUGUAAGCAGUAUGCAGAGCACAAUGAUGUUGUACUGGAAACAAUGAAACAGGAAGGAGAAGUGAAUUAAAGUCCAGCCAAGGAUAGUGACCGCUUGCUAUCUUCUUCUGGAGGCAGACACAAGACUCAGUACUUUUUUAAGCAAAGAGAGGCACCAGACCCUCUUUUCCACUAUGCCGGGCUAUUCAGAAUUUUUCUUCAAUGUGGAUCAUGGGUAUCUUGAGGGCCUGGUCCGAGGCUUCAAAUGUGGCAUCUUGACAGCUUCUGACUAUGUCAACUUAGCACAGUGCGAAACACUGGAAGACCUGAAGUUACAUUUGCAAACCACAGACUACGGAAACUUCUUAGCCAAUGAAACAGGCUCUCUCACGGUUUCUAUCAUUGAUGACAAACUAAAGGCCAAACUAUUGGCAGAAUUCCACUAUUUCAGAAAUCAUGCCUUUGAGCCACUUUCCACAUUCCUAAACUAUAUUACGUACAGCUAUAUGAUUGACAACGUGAUUUUGCUCAUUACUGGCACACUGCGUCAGCGGCCCUUGGAAGAGCUGGUUCCCAAGUGCCAUCCGUUGGGCAAUUUUGAGCAAAUGGAAGCUGUCAGCAUUGCUCCAAACCCUGCAGAGUUAUUCAAUGCAAUUUUGGUGGAUACACCCCUAGCUGAUUUCUUUCAAGACUGCGUAUCUGAAACCGAUCUGGAUGAAAUGAACAUUGAAAUCAUGCGCAACAAACUGUAUAAGUCUUACCUCGAAGCGUUCUAUACAUUCUGCAGAAACCAAGGUGGCACUACAGCAGAUAUAAUGUGCCCAAUCUUAGAGUUUGAAGCAGACAGGCGUUCCUUCAUCAUCACCAUUAAUUCAUUUGGCACUGAAUUAAGCAAAGAAGACAGACAGAAGCUGUAUCCAACGUGUGGGAAACUGUAUCCAGAAGGCUUAGAUAUGCUUGCCAAAACAGAAGAUUAUGAGCAAGUGAAGGGCGUGGCAGACUACUAUGCUCAAUACAGGGCUUGCUUUGAAUGCGUAGGAAGUGGUGCAGGAGGAGAAAAAACGUUAGAAGAUGCUUUUUUUGAACAUGAGGUCAAAAUGAAUGUGCUGGCAUUCAACAACCAGUUCCAUUUUGGGGUCUUCUAUGCCUAUGUAAAGCUGAAGGAACAAGAAAGCAGAAACAUUGUAUGGAUCGCUGAAUGCAUUUCCCAGAGACACAGAACAAAAAUUAACAACUACAUCCCUAUUCUCUAAACUAGACUUUAGUGGUGUGUUUUAAUGGUACAUCUAUCUCAUCUACUGGGUUCUUUACUAAAUUACUCAUCAUAUUCCAAAAAGGGAGGUUAAUUUGCAUAUUAUAACCACCAAUAACAUUUUAUAAUUAUGAUUAGCCAAUUAGGCAUGUUUGGGGAACUUCCAUUUCCUCCUGCCCUCCCCCAUCUUUUCCAGAGGUUCUGUCAGUAGAUCAUCAGUAGACCCAUGACUGUAGAGUUUUCUGCAGGAAUAGUGGAGGGCUCUGCAGGAAGUAUGCCUUUCUGACCCUUCCAGCCAGUGGAUCUCAGGGUUACAAUUGCUCUGGAAAAUGUUAAAUCUCCCUCCCUAUCUGAUCCCCUUAAUUAUCACUGCCCUCAGCUGAUGCUAUUUCUUUUUCUUUAAAAGCAUGCACCUUAAAUGCAAAGUUGCAUUGCACUUCACUUCUGGUUGGGCCCCAAGAAAUGUAAAGUACAGAGAAAGAAAAGGAUUACUUUAAAGCAUUAGCAUUUCAUUAAAGAAUACUUCUCGUGUAUCACAUGCAUGGUUAGAUUUCAGUGCCAAGACUCCUAUAAUACCACUUAAGAAUCAUAAAGGCCGACAAGAAAUUAAAGGAACAGAAGCAGCUCUACUACCUAGCAAUUGCUUGUGAUUAAAAACAUGUUGCAAAGGCAGAAGAGGGAACUCCCUUGGGCUGUUUUG
Lacerta agilis (Sand lizard) is the source of this 1953-nucleotide messenger RNA. It is a transcript of the gene ATP6V0D2, whose product is annotated as ATPase H+ transporting V0 subunit d2. NCBI's taxonomy places the organism in Eukaryota, Metazoa, Chordata, Lepidosauria, Squamata, Lacertidae. The transcript has 8 exons. The coding region runs from base 196 to 1254 and encodes 352 amino acids. The record is from RefSeq and is a predicted model, not a curated record. Gene Ontology annotation, biological process: vacuolar transport; proton transmembrane transport; vacuolar acidification. Gene Ontology annotation, cellular component: plasma membrane proton-transporting V-type ATPase complex; vacuolar proton-transporting V-type ATPase complex; lysosomal membrane. Gene Ontology annotation, molecular function: proton-transporting ATPase activity, rotational mechanism.